Messenger RNA from Penicillium crustosum, 684 nucleotides. RefSeq names its product OB fold domain-containing protein. The transcript has 2 exons. The record is from RefSeq and is a predicted model, not a curated record. The coding region runs from base 1 to 684 and encodes 227 amino acids. Gene Ontology annotation, biological process: double-strand break repair via homologous recombination; resolution of meiotic recombination intermediates. Gene Ontology annotation, cellular component: RecQ family helicase-topoisomerase III complex; nuclear body. Lineage: Eukaryota; Fungi; Ascomycota; Eurotiomycetes; Eurotiales; Aspergillaceae.
AUGACGAGUCCUGAUCAAAUCGCAGCUCAGAUACUGAGCACCAAGUCCCUCUCAGUCGCCCAACCCUGGCUCAAUGCCUUCCUAUCAUCAUCUAGCACGGCGCAACGAAAUAUCCCCCCUCGGCUCUCGCAAAGACGGCUAUAUUCCGUCUUCUCGCUCGACAUUCAUGACCCGACAGUCCAAGAGCGACAGCUACAGGGCUCAAUCCCCGUGCAAGUGCUAGACAUUGAAGACAUUGGCACGAGUCUAUGGAGCCAGAUCGAAGCGAUUGAACGUGUUGAGCGCGGCGAGGCCAUCCGUGGCCGCGAAAUUGUGCGCACAAUAGCUGUAGGCGAGGACCCCGAGGCGUCGGAGAACAACCGCGCAAAUAAUAACCCAGCGAACGGUGCUGCGAGUGCGUCGGGGAACAGUGGGUAUGGACCGCACCGGCUGAUUCUUCAGGAUGCAGCAGGAACUAUGGCUGUGGGUGUUGAAAUGCAACGUAUUGAUGGGAUAGCGUUGGAAAAACUUGCUAUUGGGGCGAAGCUCUUGCUCCGUAAUCCAUCUGUUGCGAGAGGUAUGGUGCUGCUUUCUCCGGGAUCUGUUACUCUACUUGGGGGCAAGAUUGAGGCUUUGGAUAAAUCGUGGAGGGAUGGUAGGAAGGCUAGGUUGCUAGAGAAGACUGCAGGUAUUGAGAGAGAAUGA